This is a messenger RNA of Cololabis saira (Pacific saury), 1606 nucleotides long. RefSeq names its product glucosaminyl (N-acetyl) transferase 3, mucin type (gene gcnt3). The transcript has a single exon. The record is from RefSeq and is a predicted model, not a curated record. Gene Ontology annotation, cellular component: membrane. Lineage: Eukaryota; Metazoa; Chordata; Actinopteri; Beloniformes; Belonidae. Bases 150 to 1481 code for a protein of 443 amino acids. Gene Ontology annotation, molecular function: acetylglucosaminyltransferase activity.
CUGAAAACUCCUUCAAGUGAGUCAUUACAGCUUCCUUUCAUACUUUCCUAAGACACACCUCCUCAGGUGGGAACUUUAUUUUACACAAUGAGGCACUGCAGCGGCUCCUUCAGACUACAAGCUACGGUGAGGGCUGAGUCACCCGAAGCAUGAGAAUGAUUUCUACAACGGUGAUGAGAGGUCGGAUGUCGUCCAGGAUCGUCUCCCUCUCUCUACUCCUGGGUGCACUCCUGUCUUUUGCUUUUUGGAAAAUCAAUUUUAAAAGAGAGUCAUCCUCUGAUCUCAAAAUACCGCAUCAGUUCUCUGUUGACCUGCCUGGCUGUUUGGCUAUCAUCACUGGAAAAGUAAUGGGCAAGGAAACGGACUUAGAAGGGCUUCUAGCUGCCAGGAGGAAGCAGAAUAUUCUUUCUGAGGACUUCUACCUCAAUGUGACGAAGGACUGCCCUGCUUUUAUUAAAAGAAGAGGUUUCAUUUCAGUGCCUCUUAGUGAGGAGGAGAAUGAUUUCCCCAUCGCCUACUCCAUGGUGAUCCAUGAGAAGAUCGAGAUGUUCGAGCGACUCCUGCGAGCUGUUUACGCUCCUCAGAAUAUCUACUGCGUGCAUGUAGACCAGAAAUCCUCUCCGGACUUUCAGAGUGCCGUGAAAGCCAUCGUUUCCUGCUUUCCAAAUGUAUUCAUAGCCAGUAAGUUAGAAAGAGUUGUAUACGCCUCAUGGUCCAGAGUACAGGCAGAUCUGAACUGCAUGAGCGAUCUGCUGGACUCUCCUGUCCCUUGGAAGUACCUGCUCAACACCUGUGGGACAGACUUCCCCGUCAAAACGAACAGAGAGAUGGUGAUGACGCUGAAGGCCCUCAAUGGUAGAAACAGCAUGGAAACUGAAGCCACCAACGGCUACAAGAAAGGUCGCUGGCAGUACCAUCACAAUGUCACGGACUCGGUCACCCGGACGGAUGUGAAGAAGAGUCCUCCGCCCAUCUCAAGUCCCAUGUUCUCAGGUAAUGCCUACAUUGUGGCGUCAAGAGCCUUCGUGGAGCAUGUGAAGCAGGACAAAGAGGUGCAGACUCUAAUGGAGUGGGAGAAGGACACAUACAGCCCCGACGAGCAUUUGUGGGCCACUCUGCAGAGGAUGCCCUCUGUUCCUGGAUCGGUGCCUGCUAACGGCAAGUUUGACGUGCCAGACAUGCAGGCCUUUGCCCGCGCGGUGAAGUGGUCUUACUUAGAAGGAGACGUUAACAAAGGAGCCCCCUACAACCCGUGCACGGGGACCCACAGGAGGGCCGUCUGCGUGUAUGGAGCUGGGGACCUCUUGUGGCUCCUCAGGCAACAGCACCUCUUUGCAAACAAGUUUGAUCCAGAAGUCGAUGACGUUGCCAUCAGGUGCUUAGAGUCAGUUCUGCGCUUUAAAGCUUUAAGCCAUGGUGCCAAGUCAAGAGGUUCAAAUUUUAGGAACCAAGUUAAUCCAGUAGAAAAGGCCUUCUUCUGAGACGCCUCACUGUUAUACGCAUACAUAUUUACAGGACUGUGUCAGAAAAUUAGAAUAUUGUGAUAAAGUUCUUUAUUUUCUGUAAUGCAAUUAAAAAAACAAAAAUGCCAUACAUUCUGGAUUCA